AUGGAAGACGAAGUAUUACCUCCAUCUCCAUCAUCUGCUCCUUUUGAUGAAGAUGUACCAAUGACAACAUCAAAUGAACAAGUCUUCGGCAUGACGAGUAGUAGUAGUAGUGGUUUUACUACUUUGAAUAACCUCUAUGCAUCAUCAUCAUUACCUUCUUUGUUUAAUUCCCAACAAUUUUCAAAUGUUCCAUCAUCUUCAGUGUUUGGUGAUCAUGUCUUGCCAGGAUCCUCUUCAUUAUCCUCUUCUACGCUCAUGAAUCCUGCAACAACAAGUAUGCAACAAGAACAACCCUCUUCUUUCAAUGGUGUUACCUCUGGUUUGAUUCCACCAACAACAACAACACCUUUUGUCAAACGAGAGAUGACUACUGAUUCUACAAUGAAUGAUUCAAAAGCAAGCCAACCAGUACUCCAGAAAAGUGUGGAAAUGAGCAAGCCAAAUGAUCAUUCAAGUAGUAGUGGUAGUAGUAGUGGUAGUAGUACUCAUGUGAAUAAUGUAUCUGUCAAAUUUAAUUUACCCUCAUUGGCAACAACACCCAAUGAGAGUACUCAUCCUACAUCAACAGGUAUAACGAGUCAUGCAACGAGUGCUAAUUCUGCUCAACCUUUUUCUCAACCUUCUUCGCUGGAUGGAUCUAAAAAGAAAAAAAAGAAAAAAGAAAAGAGUUCAACAGGUGAACCUCGCUUUCCAUUCAAAGUCUUGUAUCAAAAAUUAGUACUCGAUGUAGAUUUAUAUCAACAAGCAUUAGUAGGAUAUACGGAUAUUAGAUUUACACCUCUUCAUAACAAUAUUACACAAAUAUCAUUACAUUGUUUACAAGUGAAUGUUACGGGUGUUCAUGCCAUUUCUGUGAACAAACAAAAACCAUCUGUGAAUAGUGUAUCAUUGGCAACAAGUGUUGGUACCAAUCCAUCACUCGCAUCAACAGUUGGACAAUCACACUCUCAAGAAUUCUCUCAAGAAUCAUUCAUUGAUCAAGUUUCUGUUUCACAAAUUGAAACUCAUCCUACUAAAAAUUUAGAUCAAAUACUCAGAGAAUUUGCAUUACAAUAUGAACUUGAAAAUGAAGGUACUCUUACUAUUAAAUUUAAAGUACCUUUAUUGAAAAAGACAACAACCACUAUUAGAGUCUAUUUUGAUUUAAAGAAUCCAACGAGUGGAGUGUAUUUUGUAAAAUCAACAAGUCAUGUCACGACUCUAAGAGAUGAAUUGAAUCAUUCCAUGAUGAUGGAUGAAAGAGAGAAUCAAGAAUUUGAUGAAAAUGGAAAGACAAGUUCCAAAUUAUCAUCCUUUUCGUAUCCUCACAUGUACACUCAAAGUCAACUCUCAGGUGCUCGUUCUUGGUUUCCAUGUGUAGAUUUAUUAUCAUCCUAUCAUCAUUUUGAUUUUGAAAUUACUUCACAUGCAGAUUGUAUGAUCAUUUGUUCAGGUGAAUUGAUUCGUCAGGUUGAGAAUUAUUCUGGAACAUUGAAAACAUCCUAUUUCAAAACUCAUUCUAUUAUUUCUCCAUCAAGUGUUUGUGUAGCAGUUGGACCGUUUAACAUUUCCUAUUCUACAUUGACAUUGAAUAGUAAUACAACAACUACUACUACUAGUAGUAUCAAUAGUAGUGAUGGUAUGAUGACUGGUACGAUGACUGGAAUAGCAGGAGGACAACCACUCUAUGGAUCUUCUAACAACAAUGGAUCAAGACCUUCUUCCUAUGAAUUAACAUUGAAUGCAUUCUAUUUACCAAAUUAUUCAUUAGAAUCGAUACGACACACAUUGGGAUUUAUCAAACGAGCAUUUCUAUUUUUAGAAGAGUAUUUAGAUUUCAAAUUUAGAGAUUUAUUCAAUUCUACAACCUUUAAUGUUGUAUUUAUUGAGAAUGCAUAUACUGAACAUUCAUCCUUUGCAUGCAUGUGUUUGGUAGAUGCAAAUCGAAUGAUUUUAGAACCAAACAUUAUUGAUCAAGUUCAAGAAAAUCGAAUCAAAUUUACAAAAUUAGUAGCUGAACAAUUCUUUGGUAAUUUUAUUCAUCCAAAAUCAUUCUCAGAUUAUUGGCUCAUUGAUGGCAUUGCAGGAUAUUUAUCAUGGCAAUUCUAUGAAAAUGAAUUUGGUCAAAAUGCUAAACGAUUUAAAAUGAUGCAAUCAGGAAAGGAAUUACUAGAAAUGGAAAAACAUACCAUCUCCUUGUACAAUGAAAGUGUGGGUGCCAUUCCACAACAUGCUCAACAUGUUCAUGAUUACAUCUCAAAGAAGGCUCCUCUUGUCAUGUACAUGAUUGAUCGACAAGUAUCAACUUCUCAUAUGAGAGAAUUAUUGAACAAGAUGUUAAUUAGUGCUCAUUUAGAUCAACAUUCCAAACGUUUCAGUGAUCGUUUACUUUCAACCAAUUCGUUUUUAAAGACUUGUGAAAAGAAAUAUGCUGUAGAUUUGAAAUCAUUUGCAUCUUAUUGGAUUUAUGGUACUGGUGUUCCACAAUUUGCAAUUUCAUUCAAAUAUGAUGAUAUGAGAAGUUGUGUCGAUUUGAAAGUGAAACAAAUAUUACCAUAUCCGGAAUGUCCACCUUUUAAAGGAAAAGUAACAUUUAGAAUUUUAGAAAGUGAAGGUGCACCGAAUGAUUUUCUCGUCGAUUUAGAUCGUGAAGAAAAUCAAUUUGAAUUUCAUAUCAACUCUAAACCUGUCAAGAAACAUCAUCGAAAAAUUACAGGAGGUACAGCAUCUGAAGCAGUUCGUAUCAAAAUUCCACUCAAAUGGAUUCGAUUUGAUCCUGAACAAGAUUGGAUCAAAGUAUUAUCAUUUUCACAGACACAAGAAAUGUGGAUUCAUCAAUUGAAUGAUGUCAAGGAUGUCGUGGCUCAAUACGAAGCGAUUAAGGCUCUCACGUUCUUUUCCGAUACAGAACCAGUCAUUGAUAUUUUGAGAAGUAUUAUACGAGAUUCUUCGUAUUUUUAUCAAAUUCGUGUGUGUGCGGUGCAUGCACUCUCGAAAAUACCUCAACCCAUUGAGAAGAAGAUGGCACUCGAUGUUCUCAUUGAAUAUUUUAAGAAUCAAUUUUAUGCUACGAGUGGAGCGAGUGGAGCGAGUGGUGCGGGUACAAGUGGUGGUGCUGGUGUGGGUAUGAGUGGUGGUGUUGGCGUUGGUGCUGGUGCUACGAGUGGUGGUACAAGUGGUGGUGGAGAUGUAAGUGGUGCUACGAGUGCCAAUGGUCCGAUGAUGAUGAUGAUGACGACUCUGGGAGAUUUGACAUUGACUCUGCCCAAUCAUGCAAAUACAGCCUCAACCACCACCUCAACAAAUACCUCAACAACCACCACCAUGGCCUCCUCAACAACUCCUCAUGGUGGUCUUGGUAGCACAACAACUACCAGUGGUGGUAGUACAUUGAAUCAUCCUACCCAUCCCAAUCCCAACAACAACAACACUACACUCCCAUCCUUUUUAAAACCAAAUAAUUUUAGAAAUUUUGCAGAAUAUUUCAUGAAAAAAGAAAUUCCAUUAGCUCUCACCAAUUUCAAAGAUGAGAAGGUGAAUAAUGAAACAUUUCCUGAAGUCAUUCUAUUAUUAUUAGAUUUAAUCAAGUACAAUGAUGAUUCUGAAAAUCCCUUCUCUGGAUCAUUCUAUCUUGCUAGUUUAAUUAAGGCUUUGAGUUUAGUGAAUACCAGUAAUCAGAAAUUUAAAGAAAAGAUUGAAAAGAUAUUUUACAAAUAUUUAGUCAUUGAUUCUGAUUUGAUUCCAAGUUAUCAUUAUAUCAAGACUGUAUCAUCAUUGCAAGCACUCUCUGUGUUACAAUCAAGUGGUAAAUCAGAUGUUCAAUUGGAUUUAUUUUAUAGAUAUCUCAAUUUUAGAGAAUCUGAACAAGUGAGAUUUGCAGCAUGGGAAUGUUUAUUGAAUAUUCUAGAUUCAGUGAGUAUGGGCGUGAGUGUGAUGAAUAUGAGUGAUUGGAGUGGUGGUGGUGGUGGUGGUUCUACUACUAUGAAUCAUUCUUCUAUGAAUGGUCAUAGUUGCGAAGAGUUUUCUCUAUCGACUUGUGCAAAGAGAGUGUGA
Messenger RNA from Naegleria lovaniensis, 4032 nucleotides. RefSeq lists its product as uncharacterized. Bases 1 to 4032 code for a protein of 1343 amino acids. Gene Ontology annotation, biological process: transcription initiation at RNA polymerase II promoter. The record is from RefSeq and is a predicted model, not a curated record. Gene Ontology annotation, molecular function: transcription cis-regulatory region binding; chromatin binding; RNA polymerase II general transcription initiation factor activity. Gene Ontology annotation, cellular component: transcription factor TFIID complex. The transcript has a single exon. Lineage: Eukaryota; Heterolobosea; Eutetramitea; Acrasida; Naegleriidae.